UUUGUAGAAUUCUGUUGUUGCUACGUUCUGACAAGUGGUCUAUUUAUCUCUAACUUUAUAAAAUACCGACUUUUAAUUAACUAUGUUAUGAUAAAAUAAUCUUUUAAUAAAUCAUGGAGUUCAGUGAAGAACCUUUUGAUAAUCUAUUUGAAGUUUUUGAAGAAUUGGGAAAAGGGCAUUUUGCGACGGUGAAGCGAUGUGUACGUCGCAGCGAUGGAGCCGCUUUCGCCGCCAAAACGCUGAAGAAGCGGCGCGUGUGUCGCGGAGUGGCCGCCGAAGACAUACGUCGCGAGGCGCAUGCGCUCGCUAAGCUCAGUCAUGUCAACAUAAUCACACUACAUGCUGUAUACGACACUGGCCAGUCGGUUGUGCUCUUGCUCGAACUGUGAGUUUCAACUCAAAUACGGUAUUCAACUAGUGACCCCCUGGGUUGGAGAAAUUGCUCAAGAACUAAUGUAUUGUAAUCUUUGUAACCUCCAACUUUCAAUCAUAGCCUACAGAAUUGUUGAAAGCUAUGGAAGUUACAAGAAUAAUUAGACCGUAGGUUUCAUUGGAGAUCCUAUUUGAAAUGAAAAAUUUCUUUGUUGCUUCAACAUCUUUGUCCCUCAUAUGAAUCCAAAUUUAUUCUUUAAAUGAGAAGGUGGUCAUGUGAUACAUGAUUUCUAUACAGAAUUUAUUCACAUCUCAACCCGUACCAGUUUGGUGAUGUAAAAUUUGUGAAUUAUGUUGUAUAGUAUCAUGACACCCAAGGUACCUAGAAUACAAGGUACUGGCCACGCGCAUCUCGAUCUUUUAAUGAUCAGAGUCAGAUGAUCGGUGUGACGUCAUUGGUACUCUGAAAGUCUAUUCUUCCUAUCUUUUCAAUGUUAAAUUGAGCAACUUCGUAAGUCUUUUUCUCAAAACGUAAAUGACUCAAGUCACUGUGACAUCUACGAUUCAUACAAUAUUCAUCUUUAAUUUUUCUA
Nilaparvata lugens (brown planthopper) is the source of this 965-nucleotide messenger RNA. RefSeq names its product death-associated protein kinase 2-like. Gene Ontology annotation, biological process: positive regulation of apoptotic process; protein phosphorylation; intracellular signal transduction. The transcript is spliced from 2 exons. The coding region runs from base 114 to 389 and encodes 91 amino acids. The record is from RefSeq and is a predicted model, not a curated record. Gene Ontology annotation, cellular component: nucleus. Lineage: Eukaryota; Metazoa; Arthropoda; Insecta; Hemiptera; Delphacidae. Gene Ontology annotation, molecular function: ATP binding; protein serine/threonine kinase activity.